GUAACCCCCACGGUGGGCUGCCAGGUGUGGGGAUCUCUGACCAUCUGGCUCGGACUGUUUGAGGGGAGGCUGGAGAUCAGGGGCUUCAUCAUGACCACCUCGUUCCCAUGCACGGCCGAGCUACAGUUCACCAAGUUCCCCUUGGAUGUGGGUAUCCGUAUGGACAUGAACCUGGUUCCUCUGAGGCUAGAGCUCCGGGGAAUCCUGAAGUUGACUAUCCCGCUGGUGUUCAAGACUAUCAGAAAGACGCUGAUCAACAAGCUGAUCUGGCAAUACUCCACUCCAACUAUACACGCGACGAUAUUCGCAAUCAAUUCGGACGAACCGGACGAAUCGCCUCCUGAUUUCAAAGUCUAUGCAUCGCCAUUUGAGAGCGGUGUGGCGAAACGAGCAGCCCAGACGACCAGCUGCAUCGUGCAGCAGCAGUAUGGUCGGGACUACACGGAACCCGCCUUCCUGCUGGAGCUGGCUGUGGAUGAUGACAGGAGCGAGGUGGAUCUCACCUACUCUGUUGGAGUUACCAGAGGUGGCAGCGACCAGGUGUCAAAUCAACCGCUAGGAGGUUUCACAACGAUCGUGGCACAGGUUCUGCGAGGAGGAGUCCCCCUUUACUUCACCGUAACGGCCACCAACUCGGCCCAACAGACCUCCCUGGCCACGUGUGAGCUGCCUACCUAUGACGUCACCCUGCCUGGGGGUAGGGUCACACCUGACUUCAUCUCCACCAGCCAUCCCAGCAUCCUUCGCUCCUCGGCUGUCGCCUUGGAUGAUGCAGCCUUAGUGAAUCAGAAGGAAGCCAUAGGGUUUGGGCGGCAGGUUUACGGAGAUCAAGUUGUGCCAUGGAUGGACAUCAACAUCACAAAGAUCCACGUAGACAUCAGUAUCGGGCAUGACCCGCAUGAUACUCGCAAUCUGGAGUACUUUGCAGCCCCACGUCUUGGGAGAGUGCUCUCAAAGCCUCACCACGUAGCUCACUAUCCCUACGCACAGAAGUGUGCCCGGGACUGCCUGGCGCUGCCCCCGACAAAAUGCCUCAGCUUCAACUACGACUACAGCGACAACGGGCGCUGUGAACUGCUGGAGGAGAUAGAGGGACACGACGUCGUCAUGUACACGGAUGGCAUUUUCCACAACUUUGAACGUCUGGGGAUCGGCCACGCUGUGGAGGUGGUUCACGAGGAUCUGAACCUGAUACACAACCAGCUGUACUACUAUAACCUGUUCCUCAACAACACUGUGGGCUACACGAACAUCCUGACAUCCCCGGGGGUGAUAGUCGACUUCGUCCCCCCGUCCCCCGGCCCGCUGGAGAACGUGAGCCUGGACGUGACGUCAGCGGAGGUGUGUGAGGAGUUUGUACCAGACGAGUGGGAGGAUCGAUGUGUGGAGCAGACACCUCUCCCCAACCACAGGGCCAUCAUAGACGGAGAAGGAUCUGGGACUGUGUUUAAUGGAAACAAGCCUCUUGAAGAUCUGCGCUAUUUCAGACCAAACACUUACGUCACCGCAAAUUGGGACGGUUUCCAUGACAACGAGACGGGUAUUUUCGGGUACACGUGGACAGUGGGGACGGACCACUGCCAGGAUGACGUCCAUCCGCACAAGGACCCGCACUCCCACCUGUACGGGGAGGACGAAUGGACACACCAGGGGCUUGCUUACCCUCUGGAACUGGACGAUGGCUUCUACCAUGUGUCCGUCCGUGCCUUGAACAAGGUAGAAUUUGGAGGCCCCCUAGCGACCACCGUGUGCCACACCACCCCCUACAUUAUCGACACCACGCCUCCAUUCGUUAACCAUGUCAAACUCAUUAGUUACAACGAGGUCAGCUACGAACUCAUUGUGGAGUACAAUGUCAGUGACCCCCUGUCCAACAUCCGCGAGGUUGACAUCGGACUCGGGAAGAGUCCCAGGGACGUGUUCAUCAAGGACUGGCAUCGCCAUUACAACCUGACCCACGUGACCAUGUUCUACCGCAUUCCGGACGGAAUCCCUACAUGGAUCAAAGUUAGAGCUAUCAACAAUGUGGACCUGAGAACAGCCAGUCAUGCACCUCGACCAAUCAUAGUGGACGUGACUCCGCCCAUCCCGGGGACAGUCCAUGACGGGGAGACCUACAGCAGGGACCGCGCCUUCCAGGCGGUGGGGAACCGGGUCUGUGCCAGCUGGAAGGACUUCCAUGAUGAGGAGAGCGGCAUUGGUUUUUACCUGUGGGGAGUGGGCACGUCAGUCGGUGUAGACGACAUCGUCUCAUUUCACGAGCUGCCGCACACCCAACACGCCGCUUGUGCUGAGCUGAACCAGACCCUGCAGCACGGCGGGACCUACUACAGCACUCUGGUCGCCUUCAACCUGGGGCAUGCCAGGAAGAACGUGUCUGUGUCUAGCAAUGGAGUGAUGUACGAUGCCACCCCACCGGAGGAAGGCUGGGUGAAGGACGGACUUGACCCGAACCAUGACGUCACGUACUCGUCAGAACUCGCGAGCGUCAGCGCGAUCUGGGGAGACUUCCGGGAUCCGGAGUCUGACAUUGCUGACUAUGAAGUUACCGUGUGGAGAAGACUCUCCAACAAUGGUAACAGCAGUGCUGAUACUGCUCCUCACAUCAUUCAUGAAGCGACCUCUGUUGGAAAGGAAGCGAACAGCAUCAACUGGCACCACUUCCACCUUCAUGACGGAGACUUUGUGUACGUUGUUGUGAACGUCUCGAACGGGGCAGGCAGCGUUGUCUUGACUGAGUCGGACGGGUACACGCUGGACACUACCGCUCCUGAGAUGGGCUUCAUCGGAGAUGGUAGCCAGGCAGGGACGGACCUUCAAUACUCGCCAAGCGUCACAAAUCUGUCCGUGAACUGGGAGUUUGAAGAUGUGGAGUCUGGUCUGGACCACUACAAACUGGCCGUGUUCCAGCAUCAGGGAGGAAGCCGUCUGCAGAUCCACCCGGCACAGAAGAAUGACUGGGUGAUUGUUGAAGGCAGUGCUGGGGGAUGGACCAACAAUGAACCGCUGAACCUUGUACCGGGCACGCGGUACAGUGUGCGGGUGUCCGCUGUCAACAGGGCUGGGCUGACGACUACACAUGACACGGACGGUGUCAUCGUGGAUCCUACUCCCCCUUCGAAUCUACAUGUUGCCAUUGACGUGAUGCCUGGUGAGCUGGAGGAGCUGUACGAUGGGUAUAUUCUACACACUGACCUGUCCGCCAUCUUGGUGUCAUGGCGGGCCACUGACGGGGAGAGCAAGGUCACGGCGUACUGGGCGGCUCUGGGGACGUCACCAGGUUUGGACUUCUGUUUCAUUGGCAUGAUGGGGUGGUCGGGUUGUUUGAACAGUGCUUAG
Molecule: messenger RNA, 3339 nt
Organism: Branchiostoma floridae (Florida lancelet)
Lineage: Eukaryota; Metazoa; Chordata; Leptocardii; Amphioxiformes; Branchiostomatidae
Exons: 20
Coding region: 91-3339 (1082 amino acids)
Molecular function (GO): protein binding
Source: RefSeq, a predicted model, not a curated record